AUGGGCAUUUUUAGCUUCAUCAACACUGGUAUGCAGAGCAUUGCCUCGUGGUGGUCGGACCGCCAGGCCGUGAAAAGUACAGACGCUUGCCUCUGGUUUGUCCUCGGCGCCGUCGUGGGCUUCGUGAUGCGGCCAGAACAGAAACCUCGCCGCCGGCUUCCCUUCCCUGGUACCCUCCUGAAAGAGGAAGCCUUUGAGGACCGUUCCUCCUACGACAAGGCUGUUGCUAAGGCCGACCACGAGUGGGCUAAAUUCUCGAAAACAAUGAGAGACAUAGAGAAGAAGGCGAAAAAGCUAGAGAAGGCAAAGGCGAAGGCGGAGAAGGAGAAGAAGCAGGACGAGGAGAUGGACAAAGUGUUGCACAAGGCAAAGCUCCUCUAUGGUAAUGAUACCACUUCGGAGCAGCAGGAACUAGGGCGUGCAAGAACUAUGUGA
Messenger RNA from Daldinia loculata, 435 nucleotides. RefSeq lists its product as uncharacterized. The transcript has a single exon. The record is from RefSeq and is a predicted model, not a curated record. The coding region runs from base 1 to 435 and encodes 144 amino acids. Lineage: Eukaryota; Fungi; Ascomycota; Sordariomycetes; Xylariales; Hypoxylaceae.